GAGAAUUGAGAGAGCAUGAUAGGCUCUGCAGCGAGGGAGAGUCAAGAGGAACAAGAACACCUAGACCGAGACGGAACGGAGAACCUUGCACCAACACAGACAGAGCCCGACCAAACACAGCACAGCAGCCAGCAAAGCCUCAAACCUUGCACCAUCACUUCCAGCUCCACCGGGGCAGCAGCAAGCCACCAGCCGCCGCCGCCGCACCAGCAGCAGCACGGCACUCGAAUCUCCUUGCUGCGGCAAGCGAAGCAGCAUCCCACGGCAGCUCGCGCAGCAGCGACGCGGUGGAGUCUGGCUGGAGAUCGAUUUCCUGCAACCCCUGACCCGUUUCCUCCCUCCGCGUCCGAGGAAGUGCGCGCUAGCGAAGUUCAUUCUUUAGCAGUGCUGAGCUCAUGCUUCCCAAAACUGGUGUGAACUGUGAAGUGCCUUUGUCCUUAUUUUGUGACUGAGCUGUAUACAAAGAGAGGUUGGAUUGGAGGAAGAAUAUAGUGGAUAUUUACUUGUGGAUAUAUUUUCUGGUAAUUGGAUUCACGUGGAAUCGCUUUCCUGAGAGAUGCCGUCCACUAAGCCGCCAUCAGUGCCACCAGCACCAAGCCUGCAACUUUCACCAUCAUCUGCAGCACGACAGAGCACUCGUAUUGACCUUCGUGAGAUCAAGUCCAAGAUUGUUAAGAGGAUUGGGCCAGACAGAGCAAAGAAGUAUUUUCAACAUCUGGAGAGGUUCUUAUCUUCAAAAUUGAGCAAGAAUGAGUUUGAUAAGCUCUGCCUUGCAGCACUUGACCGUGAGAACCUCUCAUUGCACAACCAUCUCGUCCGUUCUAUCCUUCAUAAUGCCUGUGCAGCAAGUGGCCCUCCUGCAAGUUGUGCUUCUAAGUUGAUUGGGGAUGUCACCAGUUCAGAAUAUACAGUGGUUCCUCCUGUCUGGAAUGGUGACACUUUGAACCAGCAUGUCAAAGACAAACAACCAUUGAGCAAAAGUGUAAACACAUUAACGCAGCAUUCACCAAUGAAUCAUCAUGGUGAUAAUGUUACUAGGGAGAAUGGUGCUCCAUAUUUGCUUGAUCCGAAGAGACAUACACAGGUUCAGCAAAGUGAGCAUGUGGAGCCACUUACCAAGCACUCACGCGUGGAAAAGACACCACUAUUUUUCUAUGGGUCUCCACAUAGCAAUGGCCCUUCUUCUGUAGAUGCUAGAGAAACCAUGGAAGAAGAAAUUAUACACCAUGCCCAAGGUUUGGUGCAAGCUCCAAUUGGGAUUCAGUUUGGUGCUGCUACUUCUGGUCGGACUCUCAUACCUUCCUCCCUUGGUUCUGUCACUUCAGAUGAUAGCUCUAUUAAUUGUUAUGAACUUGGUGAAUUAUGUGAUACUUUAUCACUCAGAAUGAAAAUGGAAAAAACAGCAGAAGUAGAAGGUUUGGAAGGGGUUUCAAUAGAGUGCGCUAAUUUGUUGAAUAAUGGAGUUGAUGUUUUCUUGAAGCAGUUGAUUGGAUCUUGUGUUGAGCUUGCGGGAACAGGAUGUCAACAUGGCAAACUUAGCCAUGCAGCAUUGAAGCAGAAGCUAUUCCGGAAGCUAAUAAACGGUGUAUCACUGCAAAAUCAAGCCCAUAUGCAGGGUGGGAUUACACCUCCAGGGACUAGAUCGAUCUCAAUGCAAGACUUAAAGACAGUGUCAGAACUAAACCCUCAUCUCCUUGGGCGUAACGCAUCAGUGCUACUUGAAAAGAUUAAUUCACAUGACUAAUUGGGUGGACCAAGAUGGAAUUUUCUCGCUACAAGAUUGUACAACUUGAUGGUGCCUCUUGCUUUAUGGCCGUCGAUUCAGGUCAUAACUUAUUGAUGUGUGAUAGAGACUGGAGAAGGAACACAAACUUUGUACAUUCUGCUGGUGAUGCGAAAUCUCAUCUUCAUGGAUAGAUUCCGAAAUAAGCAAAGUUCUGCUUAUCUUCUAGAGGUCUGGAGGCUGCAGAGUAGACCCUUCAAUUUUCUGCAUCUAAGCACCAGUAAAAAGGCACAAGUGCUUCACACUGAACUAUGGUGCAUGGCUCCAGAUGAACUGAAGCAGUAUUCUCUGAGCCCGUGCUUGCGAGCCAGGAUCUGCAAAAUAUGUUUUUUCCUAUCUACAGCAGAUGUAUCCAACACAUGACACGAAGCCAGUCGCCUCAGUUUGCAAGGAUUUGCUCCAAGUCGCAAGAUUGUACAUGUCUCGGAGCUUUCACAUAUAGAGGAAAUGCAAUAAGACACUCUGCUCUCUACUGACUGCUGUGUAAGCAUUCUCAGCUCUGUAUAAUCAAUGUAACACGUGUAGCAUCACUAAAAAUGUAGCUUCUGGUGCUUGAACACUGAACCUUCUUUUUUGGGAUCUUCUGCAAGAUAAAAAAUUUAGAACAGUAUGUCAACCCUGAUAAUACGUACCUUGCUAAUUUUACUUCUCUCUAUCUUUGAUGUCCUAAUGUGAUAAAGCAAACUGGUUAACACUGGUUAAUUUGACAUAGCAUUAGUUGGGAAUAUAUUUAUCAUUUCCCAAGAGUUUCUCUUCCUUCUGUAAACGAGUUUACCUUGUACAAGUAAUCGGGAACCAAUGCAUAUCGUGCCUUCAGACGACU
This is a messenger RNA of Brachypodium distachyon (stiff brome), 2606 nucleotides long. RefSeq lists its product as uncharacterized. The transcript has 5 exons. NCBI's taxonomy places the organism in Eukaryota, Viridiplantae, Streptophyta, Magnoliopsida, Poales, Poaceae. Gene Ontology annotation, cellular component: SAGA complex. Bases 557 to 1744 code for a protein of 395 amino acids. Gene Ontology annotation, biological process: regulation of transcription by RNA polymerase II. Gene Ontology annotation, molecular function: transcription coactivator activity. The record is from RefSeq and is a predicted model, not a curated record.